UAGUUAAAAGGGUCCCGGGCAGAGGCGCAGAGCGUGUGCGUGUGCGCGGGUGCGAGGCUGAGCGUCCGAUCGCCACCGGCUGGGGGACGAGUGAAAAGAGGGCGGAUGCCGCAGAACGUGGUCCUGCACGGUCCGGCCCCCUGGGGCUUCCGCCUGGCGGGGGGCAAGGACUUCAACCAGCCGCUGACCAUCACCAGGAUCACUCCUGGCAGCAAGGCAUCCCUGGCCAACCUGUGUCCCGGCGAUGUCAUCCUGGCCAUCGACGGGGUCCCCACUGAGGACAUGUUGCACUGUGAGGCCCAGACCAAGAUCAAAGAGUCCACCAACCAGCUGAGCCUGAGGAUCGAGAGGCCGGAGACGAAGCUGUGGUCCCCGUUCGUCACAGAGGGCGAUAAUCCCAACCCUUUCAAGGUGAACCUGGAGGCGGAGCAGCAGGAAUCGAAGCCGAUUGGCUCGGCUCACAACCGGAGGAGCCAGCCGUUUGUGGCAGCAGCCAACAUCGACGACAAGAGGCAGGUGGUCAGCUCGUCCUACAACUCGCCCAUAGGCCUGUACUCGACGGGCAACAUCCAGGACGCCCUGCAGGGGCAGCUGCGGGGCCUCGUGCAGAGCAAGCCGGAGGGCACCAGCCGUCUGUCGUCUAUCGAGGACUCGCACGUGUACCGCAUGCUGCAGGAGAGCCAGGAGGAGACGCACGUGCCGCGCCAGUCGGGCUCCUUCAAGGCCCUGCAGGAGUUUGUGGACAGCGAUGCAGGUACCCGUCCCUUGGUCACCAGAUCGGUGAAGGCACCCGUCACAAAGCCCCCGCCACCUGCAGGAACCCUCCAGAAGCUGCCCCUCUGCGACAAGUGCGGCAACGGCAUCGUGGGGACGGUUGUGAAGGUGCGAGACAAGUUCCGCCACCCCGGCUGCUUCGUGUGCUCCGACUGCGACGUGAACCUCAAGCAGAAGGGCUACUUCUUCGUGGAAGGGCAGCUGUAUUGCGAGACCCACGCCCGCGCCCGGACGAGACCCCCGGAGGGGCAUGACCUCAUCACCACCUACCCCAACAAGUAGCGCCCCCAUCGAACCCAAUUCAGCCAAACUGCAGUCUGUCCUGACCUCAGCCCAGCCAGUGAAAGCUGGUUCCUCUUUUUUGACACUAAAAUGCGACGCUUUCGUGUUCCUUUCAGCCGAAGACAAAUCGAGGAACUACGGUCACACACCCGUCUGCAGUUUGGCUGAAUCGUGGCACUGAGGAUCGUGGGUGGCACCGCAGUUUGCUCGGGUCGCUGUGUUUCCGACACGUCCCAGAAGGUCGGUCCACACAAGGUUCCCUGAAUGAGUAAGAGCUGCUCGGGUGAACGGUCACACACACCGGAGGAGCUCGUAGGAGAGCGGCACAUUGUCCCUGACGACAACACACUCUUCUCACCACGCUCACACACCACCACCGCACGCUGCCCUCGGCGACUUGCUCCCAUUUGUUCUCUAAAUCGGUCUACGCAGGCGAGCAGCUCAGACUCGCUUCGCACUGCAGACAAAGGUAAAAAUCAAGACGGGCGAAACCGUGCUUCACCGGGAACUAAACCGACUGUCAAGUUGCAUAUUGAUCACCAGUAUUUCUGCAGGGUUUUGCCGUAAUGUCUGUAUCGACUGUGCAAGUAAUGCUACAGAUUAUGAGUUUUGCUUUUGUGGACUUUUCACUGUAGAUAAGUUGUUCCUUUAUGUCUUGCACUCCUACUCUUCUAAAUAAAGCAACAUCAGUUCCACCUGC
Scleropages formosus (Asian bonytongue) is the source of this 1756-nucleotide messenger RNA. It is a transcript of the gene pdlim3a, whose product is annotated as PDZ and LIM domain 3a. NCBI's taxonomy places the organism in Eukaryota, Metazoa, Chordata, Actinopteri, Osteoglossiformes, Osteoglossidae. Gene Ontology annotation, cellular component: Z disc; adherens junction; stress fiber. The coding region runs from base 106 to 1056 and encodes 316 amino acids. Gene Ontology annotation, biological process: heart development; actin cytoskeleton organization; muscle structure development. The record is from RefSeq and is a predicted model, not a curated record. The transcript is spliced from 7 exons. Gene Ontology annotation, molecular function: actin binding; muscle alpha-actinin binding.